AUGUCGACCCUAGCAGAAAUAGCAGAAAUGCUGGCCGGUAUGUCCCGCACCGACCUCACGACCACCGUCCGUCGAGAGCCCUAUCCAGCCAUCUCACCGUCGAGACCCGAGUUGAGCCAGGCGGGAAGAGUGGUCCUCGUCACCGGCGGCGGCACCGGUGUCGGAUUUGCGAUUGCGCGAGCCUUCGUGCGCGCCUCGGCCAAAACCAUCAUCAUCCUGGGCCGUCGUGCUCAAGUGCUCGCAGACGCCGCUUCCCGGCUCGAGGAAGAGGCGAAAACCGUCGGCAGCGGCACCAAAAUCGUCACCUAUCCCUGUGAUGUCGUCAAUACGGCCGAGGUCGAUGCGGUCUGGAAAGAGAUCGCGGCCCAGGGCAUCACUGUCGACGUCUAUGUCGCCAACGUCGCCAAAACCACCGAGCCGAAGCCCAUGCUUGAGCUGGGCACGGAUGAAGUCUGGUCUCAAGUCGAGACCAACGUCAAGGCUCCGUUAUAUCUCGCCGAGAAGUUCUACGCCCAGCCAGGAGAGUCCCGAAAGUUCAUCAUCAAUGUCUCUACCGCCUCUAUCCAUUCCACCACCCACCCUGGGGUGGCCGAACGUCCCGCUUAUACCUUGUCGAAACUGAGUGGCACGCUACUGUUCCAGCUCCUCGCGCAGGAUGCUCCGCGCGAGAAAGUCCAGGUCGUCAGUUUCCAUCCCGGCCUGAUCUGGAACGAUGGCUGGAAGUCACUGGGUUUGUCGCCUGACCUGUUUGACAGUGAUGAGCUUUGUGGUGCCUUCGCCGUCUGGCUUGCCAGCGAAAACGCCUCCUUCCUGCAUGGCCGCUUCGUCUGGGCCUCGUGGGACGUCGAUGAAUUGUCGUCCGGCGAGCUCCGCAAACGCUUCGAUGAGGAUCCUAAUUGGCUUCGCGCUUCCAUUGUCGGCCUUAAUCAAGGUCUUCGAACUUAUUAG
Molecule: messenger RNA, 948 nt
Organism: Capronia epimyces CBS 606.96
Lineage: Eukaryota; Fungi; Ascomycota; Eurotiomycetes; Chaetothyriales; Herpotrichiellaceae
Exons: 3
Coding region: 1-948 (315 amino acids)
Molecular function (GO): oxidoreductase activity, acting on the CH-OH group of donors, NAD or NADP as acceptor
Source: RefSeq, a predicted model, not a curated record